CAAUCGACAGUCAUAUUAACUGAUCUUCACCAGCGAAUUAAGCUCAGUUCAGUGUUAACUGUAUACCAGUGAAGUACCGAAUAAUAUUCCUUGAAUAGUUCUUUAAUAAUUUAACUAGUCUAAAAGUAAAACAAGACAAUCAAAAUGCCAUUGCAACCAAUUAAAUUUUACUAUGAUUUUAUUAAUCAAUCGAGUCGCGCUUUAUAUAUACUUUUGGCGGCUUCCAAGGUUCCAUAUGAAGCGGUUCCAAUAUCGGUAUUAAAAGGUGAACACUUGACCGGAGAAUAUCGUGAUAAAGUAAAUCGUUUUAAAAAAAUUCCAGCCAUUACCGAUCAUGGAUUUCAAUUAUCAGAAAGUGUGGCUAUUUUUCGACAUUUAUCACGGGAAAAGCUUUUGCCAGAACACUGGUAUCCACGCAAAAAUUUAGGACGUAGUCGUAUCGACGAGUUUCUUGAAUGGCGUCAACGAAACAUGGGUUUAGCGUGCACUGACUAUUUUCAGCAAAAAUGGUUGGUCCCAUACUUGCAAAAAACCAGACCAAAUGAAAAUUCAGUGAAUGUAGCCGCUAAACAACUUGAACGCACACUUAAUGACUUUGAAAAUCUCUUCUUGCAUUCCAAAAAGUUUAUGGUCGGAGAUACUGUAUCUUUUGCAGACCUAGUGGCCAUCUGUGAAAUUGAUCAACCAAAAUACAUUGGAUACAACACAUUUUCCAAUCGCAAUAAAUUAUCUAGAUGGUAUCAGUCGGUUCGUGAGGAACUUGGCCCAUUCUACACAGAAGUAACAGAAAAUUUUGAAAAUAAAUUGAAAUCAGCAGAAAAGGGUCAUAAAGAAGCAAUUUCGCUGAAGCAGUAACAAAACUAUGUCAUAUUUGUUUUUUGUUAUUACUUUGUAAAUUAUUAGUUAUUAAGAUGUAUCUAUCGUUAUUUUUUAUGUUUAUUGUUUAUUUGUAUUAUCAAGUUUUGAUAUUGUUUUAAACUAUUUAAUAGUAUAUUGUAUGUACAUAUGUAUAUUUAAAUAUAAACGAGAAAUUUA
Messenger RNA from Calliphora vicina (urban bluebottle blowfly), 1035 nucleotides. It is a transcript of the gene GstT4, whose product is annotated as Glutathione S transferase T4. Lineage: Eukaryota; Metazoa; Arthropoda; Insecta; Diptera; Calliphoridae. The record is from RefSeq and is a predicted model, not a curated record. Gene Ontology annotation, cellular component: cytoplasm. Bases 145 to 855 code for a protein of 236 amino acids. The transcript has 4 exons.